AAAAAGGGGUCCUGGAAGAGAGUCAAAACGCGCCAAGUUUCUCGGUGCGGAGGCGGCCGAGUUUGGACUAAUCCAAUAUUGGUGUUCUCCGUCUCCCCCUCCCCCACGUUUAGCCUUUGGGAGCGCGCAGAACGGCAAGAUGUAGCGGGAGUAACUGCGGAUUACAGUUCUCUUUCAUGCUUUCCUCCACGUUUGGCUGAGGGGGGAAAAUGCCUGGCGUGUUGCCCAGUGACAGUCACGGACUUUCAAGAGAUACGCCAGCAGCAAAAAGCAGGCUGUCAUUGAAGUUUUUCCAGAAAAGAGAAACAAAAAGAGCACUAGAUUUUGUAGAAUCAGCGGAAAAUGAACAAAAGGCUUCAGCAUAUGAGUCUUCUGAAAUAGAUCAAAUAGUUCCUGCAGCACAACCUCUUUCACCAGCCUGUUGUGAUAAAAAAGACAACAUGCUACCUUUUGUGGGAUUGAACAAUCUUGGAAACACUUGUUAUCUUAACAGCAUACUUCAGGUGCUCUAUUUUUGUCCUGGCUUUAAAACAGGAGUGAAACAAUUGUUUAAUAUAAUUUCAAAAAGGAAGGAAAGUUUAAAGGAUGAAAUAGAUAAGGAAACUACUAAAGAACAUUCUUUUGGAAGUUAUGAAUUGGUAUGCAGCUUACACACUUUGAUUGUUUCAGUUGAACAGCUUCAGGCAAGCUUUCUUUUAAAUCCAGAUAAAUAUACAGAUGAACUUGCUACUCAACCAAGAAGACUGCUAAAUACACUUAGAGAGCUAAAUCCCAUGUAUGAAGGAUAUUUGCAGCAUGAUGCUCAAGAAGUAUUACAGUGUAUAUUAGGACAUAUUCAAGGAACUUGCCAGCUCUUAAAGGAGGAACUACGACGGAAAUCACUGGAGGAGCCUGCAAUUCAACUGAAAAAAAAAUCUAAUUUGGAUGCCAAUGGCAUUAGCUUUGGGGAAGAUGAUACUAUGCUCCAGAGCCAAACUAUAAAGAAUUAUGAAACCAAAACAAAAGAAAAUGCAAAGAGGAAAAAUGUUAUGGAAGGUGGUAAUGAAAAGAAAAAAUCAAAAGUCUUCAAAGAGAAAAACGGAGUAGAAGAAAAUUUGAGACAGACUCGAUCGAAAAGAAAAGCUUUGGAAGAAAAAGUAGAAAAUCAAACUGAAGAUACCAUUAAACAGUCUGUUGAAAAUGAAAAUACAAAACCAAUACAUAAAAAAUCAAGACUUAGAUUAAAUUGGUUAAAAUCUUCAAAUGACCAGCCUAGCAUUUUAUCUAAAUUUUGUAGUCUGGGAAAACUGAAAACAAAUUUGGUGUCCAAAGAUCAAGUUAAAGACAUUAACAACUGUGAACUUACAGACAGUUCCCUCAAGUAUGAAAACGAUAGCAAAUCAAACAGAGAAUGUUGUGAUUCUUCAUCUAUGAAAAUUACAGUUGGAGAAAGAACUGAAUGCUUCAGUCAAGAAUUUGCUAUCUUCAAUUUAGUGGAGAGACUCUUCCAAGGUCAAUUGGUCUUACGAACCCGAUGUUUAGAGUGUGAGUGCUUUACUGAGAGAAGAGAAGAUUUUCAAGAUAUCAGUGUACCCGUUCAAAAAGAUGAGCUCUUAAAAGUAGAGGAAAAUUCUGAAAUUUCCCCAGAGCCCAAAACGGAUGUAAAGACUUUGAAAUGGGCAAUUUCACAGUUUGCUUCCAUAGAGAGGAUUGUGGGAGAAGAUAAAUACUUUUGUGAAAAUUGUCUCCAUUACACAGAAGCGGAACGCAGUCUUUUGUUUGAUAAAAUGCCUGAAGUUGUAACAAUCCACCUGAAGUGCUUUGCUGCAAGUGGCUUAGAGUUUGAUUCUUAUGGUGGACUCUCCAAAAUAAAUACACCUUUACAGACACCUCUCAAGCUGUCCUUGGAUGACUGGAGCAUAAACCCAGCUAAUGAAAUCUAUGGAUUAUUUGCCAUAGUGAUGCACAGUGGAAUUACUAUUAGCAGCGGCCACUACACAGCCUCAGUGAAACUCACAGAUCUUGACAGCUUGCAAACAGACAGUGAUAAUUUCAGCAGUGAUGUCCUUUGUAAAUUUUGCCCAGAGCCAUUAAAUGAACAAGAGGCCAAAGCUGUCACUGAGGACUAUGAUGAUGGUGAGGUCUCUUUUACAGUUGGAGAAAGCACUCAACCUAGCAAAGGACUGAACAAAAAGAACAUGGAAGCUGUGGGUCUUUUGGGCGGACAGAAAAGCAAGUCCAGCUGUGAUUUGCCAAAUAACAAAGUAGCCCAUUCUGAGAAAAUUGCUCAUGUGAUGGGUGAAGCAAGAAAUGCUGAAUGGAACUGUCCUAAAGCAAUCAUGACAUUUGAAGAGUGCGAACAAACUGGCACUACGUCCACUGGACUAGAAAAUGAAGCAGCGCAUGUAAUGAAUUCCCUAAAACAGUAUGAAGGCAAGUGGCUGCUUUUUGACGAUUCAGAAGUUAAACUUAUAGAGGAAAGAGAUUUUCUUAACUUGUUGUCUCCAGUUUCAUCAUCUACAUCUACUCCUUAUCUGCUAUUUUAUAAGAAAAUUGUAGAGUGAGAUUGUAUUUUGAUAGGCAAAGGGUAGCUUUUGAAAAACAUUCAGUGACAAUUUUGUAGAUACAUGUUAAAAUUAUUUUCAUUCUAUAAAAAGGGGCAGAUGUGUUUUUUUUAAAGGCAAUAAUUCAAUUUGUAGAUGUUAUACAAAUUGCUUUAGAAUACAAGUCUGUAUAUAUUCUGUUGAAUAAUGUCUUAAGAGCAAGCACCAUAUACAGCAGUGAUUCCAGCUUCAUCGCACUACUUGUACAGUAAAUAUAUUAUUUUUAAAAAAUAAAGUUGCAUGUAUUCACACUCUUGCAAAAAUUUGUAGCUGAUGAUAAAAGAAACAUGAUUUUUGUAUAAAAAAGGAAACUGCAUCUGUGUAUGA
Crotalus tigris (Tiger rattlesnake) is the source of this 2909-nucleotide messenger RNA. RefSeq names its product ubiquitin specific peptidase 1 (gene USP1). The record is from RefSeq and is a predicted model, not a curated record. Bases 210 to 2543 code for a protein of 777 amino acids. Gene Ontology annotation, molecular function: cysteine-type endopeptidase activity; cysteine-type deubiquitinase activity. Gene Ontology annotation, biological process: regulation of DNA repair; protein deubiquitination. The transcript has 9 exons. Lineage: Eukaryota; Metazoa; Chordata; Lepidosauria; Squamata; Viperidae. Gene Ontology annotation, cellular component: cytosol; nucleus.